This is a messenger RNA of Oreochromis niloticus (Nile tilapia), 2526 nucleotides long. RefSeq lists its product as uncharacterized. The transcript has 6 exons. NCBI's taxonomy places the organism in Eukaryota, Metazoa, Chordata, Actinopteri, Cichliformes, Cichlidae. Bases 35 to 1687 code for a protein of 550 amino acids. The record is from RefSeq and is a predicted model, not a curated record. Gene Ontology annotation, cellular component: cytoplasm.
GUUCGAGGUGGUGGGGCUCGUCGCUGUGGCGGUCAUGAAGGACGGUACCGGAGCAGUAGAGCCAGCUCCUUCCCGCGGGGACGUGUACGCGGACUAUGUCAAGUGUUACCUGGAGGAGCGUGCAGAGGUCGGGCCGUGCCGCGACCCCCAGCUGCUGAAGAAGGCGGCUCAGUAUCUACUGAGCGAGGCGGAGAUCGGCGGGACUUUCACAAUGUUCCCUUUUUACCAGGCUGUGACUGAGCGCUGUGAGGCUCAGCGCGACUUCAGGAAACACCUGUCCGCCUUCAUCAGAGCCUCAGAAGUGCUGGAAACUCUGUGCGUCAACCUGUUCCUACAGCCCUGGAAGAAGGAAAUCAGGACACUAAAGACAUUUACAGGUCCAUUUGUUUACUGUCUUGAGCCAGUUUUCAGCAAUUCUACCAUACAGUCCGUCCUGGCCUCUAUUGGUUAUGUGCCUCAUACAGACCCCAAACAAUGUGAGUACAGGCUCAGUGAGGAUGUUAAUGCAGACAAAGCUAUGCUUGUUGGUUUUGAGCUGCUCUUGGCCAGAGUGGAAUGUAACCACUUCCUGGAACUUCAGGAGGAUCAGCUGAGACCACAGGAGUGGCUCGAUGUUCUUCAGAGAAGAGAGCAAGCUGUGAAAAUGACUGAAUGCACAGAAAACAAGACGGCAACGGAACAAACAGAGGACGAGGAGGAAAAGAAGACGGAGGUGGAUAAAAAAGAGGUACUGUACUUGGACACGAGGCUUGUAACAACCCCCCAGCCUAAGCCUCAGCAUUACCACCUCUGCAGUGUAGAUCCAUCUAUUAUGGAGAUGCAGAGGACCUACCCUGACCUGGCCAUCAGGGGCCGGCCCCUGCUUCCAGACAAGCCCCACAAAGUCUGCAGCAGCACUAAAGCUGUGAGUGCCGCUGACCUGCCCAAGACAGACUGCACUGAAAAUCCCUGCACUGCUGUCGCAGCUGUGCUCAUUACCAACGACGACGGCAAAGCUCAGCAAAGUUUGGACGGCAAUCGGAGAGGCAGACAUGGUAACGGCCGGAACAGUGGAACAGUGAACAGUGGAGGGGCAGGUGCUCCAGGGGACACCGGCAGUGACACCCACAGAAGCAGAGUGGAGGAUGAGCUCAGUGGCCCCCAGGCCAUUUCCCUCCACAUCACACUCAGAGCAGGAGCCACAGCACAGCCUCCAACACAGCACAACACUGGGCCACAAGAUGAGAGUGCGGUCAAGUCAGAGCUUUCCUCUCUCAGCUCCGUGGAAGAGGAGGAGCAGGAGCUGAGAGGGUUGGCGGAGAGGAUGGGACAAGUGCGCGUGCAGGAAAGUGAACAUGAGACAACAAGAAAAGAGGGAGACAACACAAACAAAGACCGGAGGAAACAAAUAAGAAAAGCAAACACAGAGGGAGAGACAAAGAAGAGAAGCCUCAGGAAGCCAGUGAUGGGAAAAGCUUCAGCGCUGAGUCAUGACGACAGCGCACACACAAGACCACAACAGUGUGACGCAACAGUGACGAACGAGCAGCCCGCCGAGUGUCAGCCCUCGCCUUCGGCCGACAGUACAGCAGACACCCAGAGGCAGCGGGAAGGAGAUCCAGGCGGUCCUGGAGACGAGAACGCUGGCCCAGCAGAGGAGGAGCAGGUGGCACAGAGCUUUGUUAUAGUGGAACAAUGCAGAGACUGAAGAGCAAGUGGAAACAAGCUGCAGAAGAUCUCUGAGCCAAGCUGUAACUGUGCUGGUGGGAGUGUGAAUUUUCUUCUUUCUCUCACUUUAAACUUGUUCUUAUGUCCAGCUGCAGAGUGCCACACAGAUCCACAGUCACUAACAUGUUCAUUAGCCAAAAUGAUGCUUUUAAAAUUUCAGUGUGUUUGGGCAAUUUAAAGGUUGCCACUAUGCCUCAAUUUCAUAUAUCUUUCUCUGACAAGGAUAAGCAGAGGAGAACGGAUGAAUCUUUGUCUUGCUUUGUUUUACAUUUGAAGCGGAUCCUGUGUUAGCGCUGCAACUCACAUGUUCUGGGCUAUGAUCGAAAAUGUUGGCAAAGCCACUUUCAGCUGCUCGUUCACCAUCAAAGGGCACCACAGACCGGCAGCUUUGUGCUGGAUGCCUUUCCUGAUUUCCCAAGGCAGUUUUGUCUUCAGCUGAGAUUGAACCUGCAACAUUUUGCUUUCCAAGUGAAUGUGUUAACCGCUAAAUCAUUGGAGGCACUCUCAAAAGCAAAACGUGCAUUACUGCUUGGUGGUUGAGCUAAUUAACCAGUAUGAUAGUGCCAUUUACAGCACCCUCAUAAUUUGACCCCUCCUUGCGAACGGCACCUUUCUGUCUGCUCCGAAAGAGUUUCCAGUGAUGGAAGUAUGUUUACAAUGAUCAAAGAUCUUCUUUUGUGCAAAUAAAGCACAGAUAGUCUUAUCAUCAUUCCAAUCUUUUUUUUAUAAAAUGUUAAAUUGUGAUUGUUGCGCCUGAAUGACCAAAAUCAGAGCUGUAUACCUUUGGUAUAUUAUUAAAGCCAUAUGAUGUAAUGUAAA